CCAUAAGGGGCUGCAGUCACAUGAGUAAGAAGGGCCGGGCCAUGUAUCCUUGAUGCUCAACCUGUUUGUGAACCUCAAGGAGAUGAAAUCUGUUGCUUUCCCCUGAGCUUCAUCUGUCUGGGUCACAGAGCUCAUCCAUAACAAAAUGUCUGACGCGGAAGAAGUCAUUGAGGAGGAAGUUCAAGAGGAUGAAGCGCAUGAAGAGGUGACAGAUGGGUCAAAGCCCAAGCCAAAGUUCAUGACAAAUAUUGCUGCCCCAAAAAUCCCUGAUGGUGAAAAAGUGGAUUUUGAUGACAUCCACAGGAAACGCCAGGAGAAGGAUCUGUCUGAGCUGCAGUCUCUGAUCGAGGCUCACUUUAUCCAGAGGAAGAAAGAGGAAGAAGAGCUCAUCACUCUCGUUAACAGAAUUGAGAAACGACGUGCCGAGAGAGCAGAGCAGCAGAGGGUCCGGGCUGAGAGAGAGAAGGAGAGGCAGGCCAGACUUGCGGAGGAAAAAGAGCGGAGGGAGCAAGAGGAGCAACGUAAGAAGUAUGAUGACGAUGCCAAGAAGAAGAAGGCCCUGUCAAACAUGACCGCGCAGUACAGUGCUGGACAAAAGACUGAUAACAGAAAAGGAGCCAAGAAGCAAACUGAGAGAGAGAAGAAGAAGAAGAUCCUGGCUGACCGCAGGAAGGCUUUAAACGUGGAUCAUCUGAACGAGGAAAAACUCAAGGAGAAGGCCAAUGAGCUGUGGCAGUGGCUGAUGGGACUGGAAGCUGAGAAGUUUGAUCUCGGUGAAAAACUCAAAAAGCAGAAAUACGAUAUUAACCAGCUUCUUGCUCGAGUCCAGGACCACCAGAGUGCCAAAGGACGUGGCAAGGGCAAGAUGGGUGGCCGGCUGAGGUAGAGGAGCAGCCAGACCAGGACGAAGCAGACCACGACGGGUCUAUUAUAUGUGGCCAUUUCACCAUUGUUCUGUUGUGUUGGGUUACAUGUCAUUAUCAUAUCAAAACAAUAAAUAAAUCAUUACAUCCACUC
Molecule: messenger RNA, 1017 nt
Organism: Etheostoma cragini (Arkansas darter)
Lineage: Eukaryota; Metazoa; Chordata; Actinopteri; Perciformes; Percidae
Gene: tnnt2d
Product: troponin T2d, cardiac
Exons: 13
Coding region: 146-886 (246 amino acids)
Biological process (GO): regulation of muscle contraction; sarcomere organization; cardiac muscle contraction
Cellular component (GO): troponin complex
Molecular function (GO): troponin C binding; troponin I binding; tropomyosin binding
Source: RefSeq, a predicted model, not a curated record